AUGGCUACCAAGCUCGAUAUACCCGGUCCUACCACCGAAAAGGCCCCAGCAACGGACAUCACAUUCCUCCGCGAUGCCGAACCACCCCCCCAACCCGAUGACAAGCUGUACGACGUCCACGAGACCUACAACGGCCUGAUCCUGCCGACCGAAGAAGAAAAGCUCACCUACCGUCGCGUAGCCGGACGGAUGCCCGCAACAUGCUACUACCUGUGUGCAGUCGAGUUCGCCGAACGGGCCUCGUACUACGGAUGCAACCAGGUGUACAAGAACUUCAUCCGCGCGCCGCUUCCCCCGGACGGCAACGGCGCCGGCGCGUCGGCUCCGGCAUAUGCGUUGCCGGUCUUUUUCGGGUGGCUCGCGGAUGUGAAGUAUGGACGGUUUAGAAUGAUCUGCUGGGGGGUUGCGAUUUGUGGCGUGGCCCAUGUUAUUAUGAUCAUCUCGGCCUUGCCGCCGGUUCUGCAGUCGGGGAAUGCCAUGGCGCCGUUUGCGAUUUCGUUGUAUAUGCUGGGUAUUGGGGCGUCCCAGUUCAAGCCCAACAUCUCCCCCACCGUGAUGGACCGAAGCCCUCACAAGGUGGCGCACGUCAUCGAGCUGAACGGGGAGCGGGUCAUUGUCGACCCGGAAGAGUCCCUCAACGGUGUCAUGCUGUGGUUCUACCUUCUGGUCAACGUCGGCGCGUGCUUCGGCAUCCCCAUCACGUACCUGGCCAAGAUGGUCGGCUACUGGGCGGCGUACUUGGUGUCCACCAUCCUGUAUCCGAUGCUGCCCCCGCUGCUGUGGUACCUUGACCCGCGGCUCGUCAAACAGAAGCCCGGGCGCUCCGAUCUUGGAAAUGUGUUUAAGGCGCUUGGGGACUGUUUCCGGCACGGCAACCCUCGGAGCAUCGGCCGCAAGGGGUUCUGGGAGGAGGGCAAGCCCAGCGUGCGCGCGGCGGCUGUUGUGGAUGAUGUUCGUCGGACAUUCCAGGCCUGCGCCAUCUUCCUUUUCCAGCCUAUCUUCUCCAUCCUCGACGGCGGGCUCGGCGCCGCGGCGAAUGCGCUUACAGCGGGCAUGCGCACGAAUGGCCUGCCAAACGACCUCCUUGACAACCUCAACUCGGUCAGCAUCGUCAUCAUGGUCCCCGUCAUGAACCACAUCAUCUACCCCUUCCUCCUCCGGCGGGGCAUCCGCUGGGGCGCCAUCUCGCGCAUGACCUUCGGUUUCGCGCUGUGCACCGUCGGAUCAGUCGGCUUCAUCGUCCUGCAAUACUACGUCUACCAGACCUCGCCCUGCGGCUACAACUCAACGACAUGUGCAGAACUCCUCCCCGAGGGCGCCGACGCGCUUUCAGCCGUGUCAUACGCGUACUACUCGAUCCCCAUCAUCCUGACAGCCAUCUCCGAGAUCUUCAUCAACGUCACCUCGUACGGUAUCGCCUACACCCGCUCGCCCAAGAACAUGAAGGGUCUGGUGUCGUCGCUGAAUUUGUUUACCACGGCUAUUGCCGCGGCGAUUGGGCUGGCUACGGCGCCGGCGAUCCGGGAUCCGUUGCUGAUUUGGGCUUUUGCGGGGCCCACGCUGGUCGGGGCGGUGUUGACGGUGGUGUUUUGGUUUACGUUUAGGCAUCUUGAUGACGAGGAGUUUGUUAUUAAUACCGGCGGGGAGGAUUUUAAGCCGCCGGUGAUUGUUGAGGGUGAUGAGGAGGGGGGAAAGGGGAGGGAGAUGGCGGUGUUAGAGAAGCGGGUUACGGUUCAAUGA
Canariomyces notabilis is the source of this 1740-nucleotide messenger RNA. RefSeq names its product MFS general substrate transporter. The record is from RefSeq and is a predicted model, not a curated record. Gene Ontology annotation, biological process: transmembrane transport. Gene Ontology annotation, molecular function: transmembrane transporter activity. Gene Ontology annotation, cellular component: membrane. Bases 1 to 1740 code for a protein of 579 amino acids. Lineage: Eukaryota; Fungi; Ascomycota; Sordariomycetes; Sordariales; Chaetomiaceae. The transcript is spliced from 6 exons.